Molecule: messenger RNA, 855 nt
Organism: Dracunculus medinensis (Guinea worm)
Lineage: Eukaryota; Metazoa; Nematoda; Chromadorea; Rhabditida; Dracunculidae
Source: the annotation of a GenBank genome assembly
GAAAUAAGCGAUGUAUUAUGGCAUCCUUCAGGCGAUUAUUUUGCUGCUGCUGGUGAUGAUCGGAAAGUUCGUUUAUUUACCACAUCUUUUGGCAACAAGCCGGAAAUAAAAGCUAAUUUGGAGGGCUGUAAUGGUGCCGUACUUAAACUUGAUUUUGAUGCAGAUUCAAAACAAGUGCUCGCUGCAAGCGCCGACUUUGCCAUUCGUACCUGGAAUAUUGAUAAUUUUCGUAUAAAAGCAUCGCUCACCGGUCAUGGAGAUAAAGUCUCUUCAGCAAAAUUCCACGGAGAAGGUACAAGAAUCAUAUCGGCCUCUCACGAUCGAACAAUAAGAUUAUGGGAUCUACAUUCAUCCGUCAGGAAAUUUUUGUCCGGCUCUUUGGCUUAUGAUAUUGUAUCCAAUUAUCGGUGUAGUUCAAUGAUGAUCAGUGGACAUCAUGACAAAAAAAUAAGAGUUUGGGAUCCUAGAAGUUACGAACCUGUAAAAACUAUCGAAUUGGAUGGGCGAAUUACGUCAUUAGCAAUUUCGUCAGGUAGUCUUUUAUGCGCUAGUCGCAAUGAAACACUAUCUUUAAUCACUCUGCAUAAUUUCCAAAUUCUACAUUGUUACAGCGCUGACAAUUAUCGAACAUCAGGCGAUUUAGGGCGUUGUGUCAUUAGUCCAAAUAUGGAAUAUUGUGCUGCCGGCUCAUUAGAAGGACAGAUUUUUAUAUGGAAUCUUCACAGCACGAAAUUAGAAAAAGUUCUUCACAAAGGCGGUCAUAGUCGACCGGUUACAUCGUUAUCUUGGCAUCCAAAAGGAAAUUAUCUUAUAAGUGCAGAUAAGGGUAAAACAUUAUGCGUAUGGAAUUCUUGA